AUCCUUUACAUGAUUAAACAUUUUAUGUAUUACAGGUGAAAAAUGAGUUGUCCCAAGAACCCACAUACAUUCACACCCAAGCAGUUCGUUAUAGAUUAACAGUGUAAGCAAGCAAGGUGUUUUUAUUAGCUAGAUCCUUUGCUGGCAGGCUGCAUUUGUUAGUUACAAAGAAAGAAUCAAUCACUUUAGAAAGUGAUUAUCAAUCACCUUAUAAUUAUAAUUACCUUAUAAUAUAAGAUUACCUUAUAAAAGAUUACCUUAUAAUCUUAUAAAGAAAGGUAAUCUUAUAAAAAAGUCUUAAAGGAAUUUUAAAUCUAAACUUUUAUAUAUGAAAUCCUCAGGGUGCAUACCCACUCAUCAACAGUUUUUUUAUUAAAUCAUAUCAGGAAGCUGAGGGCAGAAAUGUGAUAAGGAAUUAAUCAUUACCUUUGAUCACCAACUUAUCCGAGCCAGCAAUAGCCCCGUUGCCAUUGUUUUGUUCCCUGACCUCUAUGAGUGUCUUGUUCAACUAUUUGUUUUUCUAAACUUUAAAUUGUCCCCAAGAUUUUCUGCCUCAAAGCCAUUAACAAAAACACCUUAACCUAACCUUAUUAACAAUUGUACAUGUCUAAAUUCUUUCUAAAGAUGGUGGUUGAAUCAUUAAUCUGCUCUAGCAGCAAUGCUUGGAAAAAGUCAAUCACUAUUAUAAUAAUAAGUACCAAUAACAUUGCUCAGUGAGGUUCCAGAAACCCCAUCAGAGUUUUCAUACAACACAUAGGUUAUGAGGAUGUGGUGACCAUGAAGGCAACAAUCAGAGCUAUGCUGAAUAACAGCAUGAGGUCCUCAGGACACAUAGUCAGUCCUCAGGGAGUUGCCUCUCCAAAGAUCAUUCAUGCAUGGCUUUGCCAACAGCCCAGCCAUGUUCCAUGAGUUCCAAUGCGGCCUGUUGGUACCCUUGCAUAGCCCUGGACAGGACAUGACUGCUCCCAGGUAUGGUGGAGGAGAAAGUUUACUGUGGAUAAAAAGGGAGAGUGUUGCCAGAGGCAGAGACAUCUGGAGGAGUCCAGAGUGGACAUGACCCUAAGCCAUGUGAGGAGACUGAGAUAGGAAAGGAGAAGGGAGAAAGGGAACCUGGUGCAGCAGCCAAGAGGGCAAAAGAUAUAAAGAGCGGGUAACCAGAAUGUCUGGAUGAUAUAGGGAAGAGCCUCUGGGGGGAGAGGGCAGCCAGCCAUGAGCACCCUGUAACAGGUAGGGACUAAGGGAUGCUAGGAGAACCUGGUGGCUAGGCGUGCUUUGAUAUAUUAAAUAGGUACCUCAGUCAUUUGUCCAGGGUUUGAGACCUAACAGGCUAAAAGCAGAGAGGAAGAGAUUUCAGAAGAUCAUUUCAUGGAAAUUUUGCAGCAAUAACCUUGUAUGGUCUGUUGAUUGGCUGCUCACAUGUCCUUGGAAUUUGCUAGUAAGUAUGAAAAAAAAACAUUGAAGAAAGAAAGAAUAUGGACUGGAGCGAUUGCUCAGUGGUUAAAAGCACUGUUGCUCUUACAGAGGACGACAGUUCAGUUCCCAACACCUAUAUGGUAGUUAAUAUACGAGACUCCAGUCCCAGAGGACACAACACCUUUGUUUUUUUCAAGAGGAGGUAGAGGAAUAUGGGAGACCCAGUUUCAUGGCCUGCUCAUUUUUUUUCCCCGUGGGAGGAAAAAUGGAAAUUGUACUGCUUCCAGCCAAUAUCUGGCACCAAUUCUGGCCCCAUCAUUUGUGGCCCACGACUCUUGUGGUAUGCCGAAGAUUCACAGGCAGUUUCUGUGGAACAUCUCCCUGUCCGUCUCUAAUCAAGUACCAUAUAAACAAGAACUUGCCUAGUCACACGUGUGAGGACUGUCCUCUGACUGCCAAAAAGAUCAGUACAGGCUCCAGAAUGGCAGCCACUCUCAAGUUGUUAAAACUUUUAAAAUAUCAAGCAUCUUGUAAUCCUUCUGCCUACUGUGCAGCCCAAAGCAUGGCAUAUUGGAAUAUGAAAAACAGCACACAUCAUGGGGGACAGAACCUUCCUGAACGUAAUAGCUCCUGCCAUCCUGCCAGAGAAGUUAAGAACAUUGGUAAUACCACCUUGUCACAGAGAAUCUGCUCAACCGGCAGUGCCCACCUGAGUUUGGAAUUCAACAAAGCUUCUACCCUUAAGGCCAGCACAUUGCAUCCAGGCUCACCCUCUACCAAAAGAGUUGGUAAAGAGGAUGUAGAGUAUUUUGAUUCCUUCGAAGGAACCCGAGUGUUCUUAAAGCUAAGGCCAGAGUACCAGCUUCACAGCUAUAACAGAUCCGAGACUCACCAGCCCCUGUCUGUUUCAGAAGGUGAACUAAUUUUGCACAAAGUCAGAGUUCAUCAAAAUAAACUGCAGCCAGAAGUCAUUACUACUUAUUUUUGUAAGCUGAGCUCUCUGCCAGUGGAACAGCAUUCUGUUGUGCUGUCCAGUAACAGCUUUGCUUUGCUCUGCCAACUGAGUGUGAAAAACAUGCAACUCUUUACUACCUCAGAUCUGAUCAGUAUUUUGAAAGCCUUUGUUGAUUUAAGAAUACCUCUCUCCCCUUCAAUGCUGAAUGUGUAUGAAACCAGAUUUUGCCGUCAGGUGUGGGAGAUGAAUCUGGAUCAGCUUCUCUUGGUCGCUGAUCUCUGGCGGAACUUAGGCCACAGAGUGCCUCGUUUUUUAAAUUUUUUUUUUAGUUACCUUCAUUUACACUGGAAAGAGCUAUCCUUGUCUCAACUGAUUCACUUAAUUUAUAUAAUAGGUGAAAAUCGUCAGGUACCACAGGACCUAAUGCAAAAACUAGAAUCACUGAUCCUUAAGUAUUUUGAUCUGAUAAAUUUAGAGGAGGUUGGUACAAUCUGUUUGGGGUUUUUUAAAUCAAGUAGUAAUCUCUCUGAAUUUGUCAUGCGGAAAAUUGGAGAUGUAGCUUGUGCUAACAUGCAGCAUCUCAGCAACCACACCUUAGUUCACAUUCUUAAAAUGUUCCGCUUUACUCAUGUAGAUCAUGUGAAUUUCAUGAGGCGGUUUGGAGAAAUUGCUCCUCAGCGAAUCCCUUCUUUGGGGGUUCAGGGUGUUAUGCACCUCACUCUUGCCUGCUCCGCCUUACGCUUCCUGGACGAAAGAGUAAUGAAUGCAGUAGCUGCCUCUUUGCCUCCAAGGGUAACACACUGUCGAAGUAAAGAUGUUGCCAAAAUUCUGUGGUCAUUUGGAACCCUGAACUAUAAACCACCCAACACAGAAGAAUUUUAUUCCAGUCUGAUAAAUGAAAUCCACAGAAAGAUGCCUGAAUUCAACAAGUACCCGGAGCACCUUCUGACCUCCCUUCUUGGCUUGGCUUUUUCUGAAUACUUUCCGACUGAGUUCAUCAAUGUUGCUCUAAGUCCAGAAUUUGUCAGGUUAGCUCAAGAGAAUAGUAAGUUUGAACUCACUAAGGAACUGUAUACUCUUGAUGGUACAGUUGCCAUUGAGUGUCCAGAUUACGAGGGCAAUCGUCUUAAUUCUCACCUUCAGCAAGAGGCAUCUGUAAACCUGUGGAAUUUAGCACGUAAGGAUAUGAGGUCAAAGCCCGAGUUCUUAGAAGCUCUCUGUUUACUUGAGACCAUCUUAGGUGGCCCCCAGUACAUCAAGCAUCAUAUGAUUUUGCCUCACACCCGAUCUUCUGACUUAGAGGUUCAGCUUGAUGCUAACAUGAAGCCACUGCCAAUUAACAUCGAAGUAACACCAACAGAUGAUGUAGCCCAAUUACGGUUUAAGCAGGUGGGAGUCAGCCUCACAGAUGGUUUGAUGAACCGGUUGCUAAAGGCAAAAGCCAAGAGGUCUUUCCAGAGGGAAAGUGAGUUAGAGACUGGCCAGCCACCUAUGGAGUUAAGAAAGAAGACAGCCGGACCCUUGGUGGACUCUGCUUGUAAUGUGACAGACAGAUCAGGGGAUGUGGGGAUAGAUGGCCUGUGCCCUGUAGCCCACAUGCAGCCUCCACUAGUGAAGCUAGCUAUUCAGUUGACAAACAAGAACCAAUAUUGCUAUGGUACCAGGGUUCUGCUUGGACUGCACAAUAUGAAGAGGAGGCAGCUGGUUCGAAUUGGGUACCGCGUGGUAGAAUUAUCCUACUGGGAAUGGCUUCCACUACUGAAACGGACUCGCUUAGAGAAGCUAGCAUACCUCCAUGAGAAAGUAUUCACCUCUGCUCUCUGAAGUACCUUCAUGGGCAUUUAUGCUC
Molecule: messenger RNA, 4217 nt
Organism: Cricetulus griseus (Chinese hamster)
Lineage: Eukaryota; Metazoa; Chordata; Mammalia; Rodentia; Cricetidae
Source: RefSeq, a predicted model, not a curated record